UAUAAAUAAGAUCAAAUGGAACGGCUCUCUCCUCAUCAUAUCUCGCAUGAAAUAUACCAGGUUUCGUGUUUUGUGUAGGCGUAUAAGAAUUGAAGCUGUUUUGUUGGGAGUUGGGAUUAGGUGCAUCAAUUGACUGUGGCAUUAUAGCAUAUUAAGAGAAAGCAACAAAAUGUGGAGGCUGAAGAUAGCAGAUGGUGGAAAAGACCCAUACAUUUUCAGCACAAACAAUUUUGUAGGAAGACAGACAUGGGAGUUUGAUCCUGAGGCAGGAACUCCAGAGGAACGAGCUCAAGUUGAAGCAGCUCGUCAAAAUUUUUAUAACAAUCGCUUCAAGGUCAAGGCAUGUGGUGAUCUCCUUUGGCGUUUUCAGAUUCUGAGAGAAAAAAACUUCAAACAAUCAAUACCUAGUGUGAAGAUAGAAGAUGGAGAAGAAAUAACAUACGAAAAAGUCAUAAGCACGUUGAGAAGAGCCGCACACCACCUAUCAGCAUUGCAGACCAGUGAUGGCCAUUGGCCUGCACAAAUUGCAGGUCCUCUGUUUUUUCUGCCUCCUUUGGUUUUUUGUAUGUACAUUACAGGGCAUCUUGAUUUGGUAUUCCCAGAAGAGUAUCGAAAAGAGAUUCUCCGUUACAUAUACUAUCACCAGAAUGAAGAUGGAGGAUGGGGACUACACAUAGAGGGUCAUAGCACCAUGUUUGGUACUACACUAAACUAUAUAUGUAUGCGAAUUCUUGGAGAAGGGCCUAAUGGAGGUCAUGAAAAUGCAUGUGCUAGAGGAAAAAAGUGGAUUCAUGAUCAUGGUGGUGUAACACACAUCCCUUCAUGGGGGAAAACUUGGCUUUCGAUACUUGGUGUAUUUGAUUGGUGUGGAAGCAACCCAAUGCCCCCAGAGUUUUGGAUUAUUCCUUCGUUUCUUCCUAUGCAUCCAGCUAAAAUGUGGUGUUAUUGUCGAUUGGUAUAUAUGCCUAUGUCUUACUUAUAUGGGAAAAGGUUUGUGGGUCCAAUCACACCACUCAUCUUACAAUUGAGAGAAGAGCUCUUUACUCAGCCUUAUGAAAAAGUUAAUUGGAAAAAAGUGCGUCAUCAAUGUGCAAAGGAAGAUCUUUAUUAUCCUCAUUCUUUGAUACAAGACCUAGUAUGGGACAGUCUAUACAUGUUUACUGAGCCACUACUUACUUGUUGGCCUUUCAACAAACUAAUUAGAGAAAAGGCCCUUCAAGUAACAAUGAACCAUAUUCAUUACGAAGAUGAGAAUAGUCGAUACAUAACUAUUGGGUGUGUGGAAAAGGUUCUAUGUAUGCUUGCUUGUUGGGUUGAAGAUCCACAGGGAGAUGCCUUUAAGAAGCAUCUUGCAAGGGUCUCAGAUUACUUAUGGGUUUCUGAAGAUGGAAUGACCAUGCAAAGUUUUGGUAGUCAAGAAUGGGAUGCUGGUUUUGCAGUUCAAGCUUUGCUUGCAACUAAGCUAAUUGACGAAAUUGGCCAUUCACUUGCAAAAGGGCAUGAUUUCAUCAAGAAGUCUCAGGUGAGAGACAACCCUUCAGGAGAUUUUAAGAGUAUGUAUCGUCAUAUUACUAAAGGGUCUUGGACAUUCUCAGAUCAAGACCAUGGAUGGCAAGUUUCUGAUUGCACUGCAGAAGGUUUAAAGUGUUGUCUUCUUCUAUCAAAGUUGUCACCAGAGAUUGUGGGAGAAAAAGUGAAACCUGAAAGAUUUUAUGAUUCAGUCAAUAUCUUGUUGUCACUUCAGAGUAAAAAAGGUGGUAUAGCAGCAUGGGAACCAAUAGGAGCUCAAGAAUGGUUGGAAUUACUCAAUCCCACUGAAUUUUUUGAGGACAUUGUAAUUGAGCAUGAAUAUGUUGAGUGCACUGGAUCUGCAAUUCAAGCUUUAGUUUUGUUCCAGAAGCUAUAUCCAGAGCAUAGGAAGACAGAGAUUAAGAAUUUCAUUGUCAAUGCAGUUCAAUUCCUUGAAGAUACACAAACAACCAAUGGUUCAUGGUAUGGAUGUUGGGGAGUUUGCUACACUUAUGGCUCUUGGUUUGCACUUGGUGGUCUAGCAGCUGCCGGUAAGACUUACACUAAUUGUAAUGCCAUUCGCAAGGCUGUGAAAUUUCUACUUACAACACAGAGAGAGGAUGGUGGGUGGGGAGAGAGUUAUCUUUCAAGCCCAAAAAAGAUAUACAUACCUCUUGAAGGAAGUCGAUCAAACGUUGUACAAACAGCAUGGGCUCUUAUGGGUCUAAUUUAUGCUGGACAGUCAGAGAGAGACCUUACUCCUCUUCAUCAAGCUGCAAAGUUGCUCAUUAAUUCCCAGUUGGAAGAAGGUGAUUGGCCCCAACAGGAAAUCACUGGAGUAUUCUUGAAAAACUGCAUGAUGCAUUACCCAAUGUAUAGAAAUAUUUUUCCAAUGUGGGCUCUAGCUGAAUAUCGUAGGCGAGUUCCAUUGCCAUCCACUGAAGGUUAAUUUUGAAAAGGUGUGUGCAUAAAAGGGCAAAGACAUAUCAAUGAGGAAUGGGGCAAGAAGCACCCAUUGUCUCUUACUUGGACUCUAUUGAUCUGUAAUUUUGAAGCUUGCUUUUUAUUAUAAAAUAAAAAAUUAUUUACGCACA
Molecule: messenger RNA, 2603 nt
Organism: Glycine soja
Lineage: Eukaryota; Viridiplantae; Streptophyta; Magnoliopsida; Fabales; Fabaceae
Product: beta-amyrin synthase-like
Exons: 17
Coding region: 170-2458 (762 amino acids)
Biological process (GO): triterpenoid biosynthetic process
Cellular component (GO): lipid droplet
Molecular function (GO): beta-amyrin synthase activity
Source: RefSeq, a predicted model, not a curated record